ACAGUGCUUCCGGUGUCACUCUAACGUGACGCUAUGUAAUGUUUGUUUGCUCUUGGUGAUUCAUGUAGAUAUGUUAGAUUCACAUAGUAAUAAUUCAAUAUUUAUACCAAUCCAUGACAUUUUUGUAACAGAAAUCUACUAACUUUUUUUACAACAGUUUAUAAAUUGAAGUAAACAUAUUUUACACCCUAUUCGCAAAAUUAUGUGGUGCUGUAGUGAAGUAAGGUGGGUGUGAUAGGAACGCUCUCUGCUUCAAGUUCUAUUGAAGAAAAACGUGAAUGCCUUAGAUUUUAGAAACAACGAGUGUAUCUUUGUAAGUUAUUCAUAUACUGAUAUAGCACGUGAGGUGAAGAGAAGACUGAGAAGGAAUGGGGAAUUUACUCAAGCUUUUAUCCCGAGAUGAGACCCCAAAGUAUGAUGUUUUUGUUGAUUUUGAAAAUGCUCAGCCUUCUGAAUCUGAAAAAGAUACUUAUUUAAUUGUUCAGGAGGUGCUACAACAUUCCAGGGAUGUACUGCAAGAGCUUCAGAUGUACAAAGGAGCAGGAAAUGAGAUCCGAAUGGCUAUUGCAAAUCCUCGAAAUGCAACCCAACAGAUAAGAGCAUGGGAAUCUGUUCUUCCUCUUGUUUAUAAACUUAGACAGUUUUAUGAAUUUUCUCAACAUUUAGGUAAUAAACUGGAAUCAAA
Messenger RNA from Limulus polyphemus (Atlantic horseshoe crab), 685 nucleotides. RefSeq names its product protein FAM49A-like. Gene Ontology annotation, biological process: regulation of actin filament polymerization. Gene Ontology annotation, molecular function: small GTPase binding. NCBI's taxonomy places the organism in Eukaryota, Metazoa, Arthropoda, Merostomata, Xiphosura, Limulidae. The record is from RefSeq and is a predicted model, not a curated record. The annotation marks the transcript as partial. The transcript has 4 exons.